Rotaria sp. Silwood2 is the source of this 1608-nucleotide messenger RNA. NCBI's taxonomy places the organism in Eukaryota, Metazoa, Rotifera, Eurotatoria, Philodinida, Philodinidae. The record is from the annotation of a GenBank genome assembly.
AUGAUUGAUACAGUCAUACUUUGUGGUGGAGAUUCUCUAUCAGAUUGCGAUCAUGCUCCAUUAGAAGAUCCGAAAAAUCAACAUGUUGCCGAAGCCUAUUGGCAAUGGAUUGAAGAACAAAUUCGUCAAUCGACAGCUCCAUAUUUGCUUGCCAAUGGUCAUUAUUCAGUAUAUUCAAUAGCUGAACAUGGUCCAAUUGAAUGCUUGAUUGAUCGACUUCGUCCAUUACUUCAUCAAUAUCAUGCAACAGCAUAUAUCUGUGGACAUGAUCACAAUCUGAAACCAAUUCUUGUCACCAUUGCUGAUCUUCCACAACCCUACGCUACAUCGUCCGCUUCUAAGGGGCCUCGAAUCACUCCUGUACCAGCAGAUCCUCUCAUCUAUGUUCCAGAUGGAUUUACAGUAAAUUUAUAUAUGAGUGGGCUCAUAUCGCCACGUUAUCUUAUCUAUACACCUACAAAUGAUAUCCUUGUUAGUGAAUCAAGUAUUAAUCGAAUUUCAUGUCUCGUAGAUAAUGAUCAAGAUGGUUAUCCAGAUCAACGUUUAACAUUUGCUGACGCAUCUAAUGGACUCAAUUAUCCAUUUGGUAUGGUUUUUGCCAAUGGAUAUUUUUAUGUUGGUAGUCGAGAUGCUAUUCGACGCUAUUCUUGGACUUCUGGAAGUCGACAAAUUACAGGUACGGGUGAAAUAAUAAUGAAUUAUGCUGAAAAUGGUCAUUCAACACGAACUAUCGUUAUAUCACCUAAUGAUUAUAGAAUGUUUGUUAGUAUUGGUUCAGCGUCCAAUGUCGAUGUCGAAUUAUUACCACGAGCUUCUGUUCAACAAGCAAAUCUCGACGGUAGUAAUCAAACAACAUUUGCUUAUGGUCUUCGAAAUGCUGUCGGCUUAGCCUUUCAUCCAAUUACCAAUGAUCUCUAUGCAACAUGUCAAGAACGAGACGGACUUGGUGAUGAUCUCGUUCCUGAUUAUUUUACACGUAUUCAACAGAAUGAUUUUUAUGGAUGGCCUUUUGCUUAUAUGAGUGCAAAUUUAACUGAUCCAAGGCGACGUCUAAAUAAUGGAACAAGUGAACGACCUGAUCUAGUGUCAAUUACACGAACACCUGAUGUUCUUUUUCAAGCUCAUUCAGCUGUACUUGACAUGCGAUUUUAUACAGGCAAUCAAUUUCCAAGUCGAUAUAGAAAUGGUGUUUUUACAGCAUUUCAUGGUUCAUGGAAUAGAAAUAAUGGAACUGGUUAUAAAAUUAUCUUCAUUCCAUUCAAUAAUAAUACUAAUCGACCAAUGGGUUACUAUGAAGAUUUUGUUAAUGGAUUUCUAAUUAAUCCACCUGGACCUGAUACAUUUGGAAGGCCAGUUGGAAUACUUGUUUUGAAAGAUGGUAGUCUUUUAUUUUCCGAAGAUGGCAAUAACCGUCUUUAUCAAAUCCAGUACAAACAGAGCUUCACUAAUACUAAUAACAUCAGUUCCAUUAUUAGCAGUACUGUUGCCACCAUUAAUACAGUCACCGAUAUCAUAACUAUUCAUUUUCAAAACUCUGCCGUUACACCUCCGCUUUCACUCUUCGUAUAUACUUUUUGUUUCUAUCUUUUCUUUUCCCAACAUAAUUAA